CGAGGUGCUGCGCUGUCUGUGGGACGGAGGAGACUGCUCAGCCCUCAAUUCAACACACAAGCGGAUAUAGACAUGAACAUUUAGUCAAAUAACAAUCGUUUUAUUAACACACACAAUCCAGAGGUCGGAGGCGUGUGUACUAUCGUUCCUUUUGGGCUGGUUUGCGUCGGCUUGCGUGGAGCACUGCAGCAGCGCGGAGGAGCACGCCGCCGCUACUGUUGUUGUGAGUGAAAAAACAAGCUCGGAGUGUUAGCUGAGCGGUGUGAUCAUUGACAGAGUUCAAUACACACUCGCUUUGGGCGCUCGGAGCGGACUGCGGCCAACCCAGGCACGUCUACAAGAAGCCCUUACAUCUGAAACUGAGUAGUAAAUCCGAACCACAGGCAGCAGACAUUCAAAACAGACACAACUCUCAGUGUUUUUCCGGCCCAGACCGUAUUGUGCCCCAUCAUGAAUGAGGUCACUGUUGUGAGAGAGGGAUGGCUCCUUAAGAGAGGUGAAUAUAUCAAAACAUGGAGACCUCGCUAUUUCAUUUUAAAGACUGAUGGAUCUUUUAUCGGCUAUAAAGAGAAGCCUGAGGUGUCCAGCGAUCACAACCUCCCGCCCCUAAAUAACUUUUCAGUAGCAGAAUGUCAGAUAAUGAAGACAGAACGGCCAAAGCCUAACACAUUUGUCAUUCGGUGCCUUCAGUGGACCUCCGUUAUCGAGCGCACCUUCCACGUCGAGACCAAUGAAGAAAGGGAGGAGUGGAUGCGCUCAAUCCAGGCUGUUGCCAACAGUCUGAAGAGCCAGCAGCAGGACGAGGAGCCUAUGGUCAUAAAGUACGGCUCUCCCAGCGACAGCAGCGGAGCAGAGGACAUGGAGGUGGCAGUGUCCAAGGCUCGCAACAAAGUGACCAUGAGUGAUUUUGAUUACCUGAAGCUUCUCGGUAAAGGCACUUUUGGUAAAGUCAUCCUAGUGAAGGAGAAGGCCUCAGGGAUGUACUAUGCCAUGAAAAUCCUCCGCAAAGACGUCAUCAUUGCUAAAGAUGAAGUGGCCCACACUGUUACAGAAAGCAGAGUACUUCAAAAUACAAGACAUCCCUUUUUAACUACUCUCAAAUAUGCAUUUCAAACCCACGACCGGCUAUGCUUUGUGAUGGAGUAUGCAAAUGGAGGAGAACUCUUCUUCCACUUAUCUCGAGACCGUGUGUUCACUGAGGACAGAGCUCGCUUCUAUGGAGCUGAAAUAGUAUCAGCAUUAGAGUAUUUGCACUCAUGUAAUGUUGUUUACAGAGAUUUAAAGCUGGAGAACCUGAUGCUAGACAAGGACGGACACAUGAAGAUUACAGACUUUGGCCUUUGUAAAGAAGGGAUCACAGAUGGAGCCACAAUGAAGACUUUCUGUGGGACUCCAGAGUACCUAGCACCAGAGGUGUUGGAAGACAAUGACUACGGGCGUGCGGUGGACUGGUGGGGUUUGGGCGUCGUCAUGUAUGAAAUGAUGUGCGGCCGUUUGCCUUUCUACAACCAGGACCACGAGCUCCUAUUUGAGCUUAUUCUGAUGGAGGAGAUCCGCUUCCCCAAAAACCUGGGUCCUGAUGCCAAGUCCCUGCUGGCAGGUCUGCUCAAGAAGGACCCCAAGCAAAGACUUGGAGGAGGACCAGACGAUGCCCAAGAAGUGAAGAGCCACGUGUUCUUUAUGUCAAUCAACUGGCAAGAUGUGAUUGACAGAAAGCUCAUUCCACCUUUCAAGCCCCAGGUCACUUCAGAAACAGACACCAGAUAUUUUGACGAUGAAUUCACGGCACAAAGCAUCACUAUAACACCCCCUGAUAAAUAUGACAGCCUUGAUGCUGAAGAUUCCGACCAGCGAACACACUUCCCUCAGUUUUCCUACUCCGCCAGCAUACGAGAAUGAGCAGGCAACCCCUCCCACUUCUACACACACAUGUGCACUGCUGGGAAACACACAACUGGCACAAUUUACAUACUCACUCUGUCUCAUUUGGGCAAUUUAGGCAUCAGAUCUUUUUAAAUGAAGACGCAGGCUGUGAAUGACUGCAGAAGGUUUGUGUGUGGGAGACUGGCAGCUUUGUCAAGAUAUCCUCUCUUUCACUACACACACCACAUUAAGGCCUUGACACUUGAGAACCAGGUUAUGCCAGCAAGUUUUACCUUUUUACCAGCUGUACCCAUACAUUACCCUCUUAUGUGUGAAGCAGUCCCAGCAAUUUAGUUUUAUAAACUUUAAAGAUGCAUUAUGUAACUUUUUUUAGUGUAGUCUCCCACCUGCUUGUCUCCAUGGAAAUGUUAUACCCUUAAAUCAUACUUACUGAGAGCAAGGCUGCAUCCAUAGAUUUGAUCAGUAACUUCACCCACACAUGCCACUUUUUGUGCCCAUGGAGGUUGAUACAUAUGAUCAGUCUGUAUAAAGAAGUGGACUAAGGUAGUGUGAUGUCACCCAUAGCGUUUUGCUCCAGCCAAAUGAAGCUUAUGAGGCCAGCAGUUCAAAGAUCAAAUUUGGAGCAGAGUUCCAUAUUAGAAAUUUAUUUAUGGACAAACUAGCAAAAUAAAACCAGAGUGGGUUAAUAUGAACAUUUUAACACCAAAUGAUGAGUCUCACUGUAGUAGUUACAGAGAGAGCGUUGACAGUUUUUCCCAAUGUAAAGUCGACUGGAUACAGUUGAUGGAGCUGGAAGUGCCCCCAUGCCCACUUCCUAUUUGUUCUAUGUUGGCUAGCGGGUUAGCUAUGUGCAUUUAUAUAUACAGUCUAUGCAUAACAUGCAAGCCCCAGGAUCUAAAAAUGGCUGCCCAUUCAUGUCAAUGGGCCGAGCUCAAAGGAGCAUGUCUCCAGAUUAGCCUAGCCUGGCUAGGUACUUUCCAGUGGCUCCCUGCCCAUUGAACAUGCGCAGUAGUGCUCUUUUCUCCCACAGGCACACACGAAUGCACAAAAGUGCACACAAGGAGCGCGGGUUUGCGUGCAUUUGCUUUGACCAAUCAGAGUGAGAGGAGCUAGCGUGGAGGAGAGCGUAGCCAUAACUUACAUAUUAAAAAGCUGUUUUUAAAACAGCAGACUGAUUUUGAGCUGAGAAAACGUUUAUGAUCUGAAAAUAGGCAAAAAUCAUCACAAAAUCCGACAUUUUUUCAAGUUAAGUUGUAGGUGCCCUGUCAGCCGAACCCAAGUAGUUUGUGUUUACAUUGCACUCUAUGAGAAAAAUCGUUUCUGGGCCGGGGGGAUUUUUUCACUGAAGUACCAGUGAGUGGCCACUAUGCCAACUCACGACAGCUACAAGCUAGCAAUACAAUAUCCAGUUAUUUAAUAGAUCAAUGAUGUUAUGGAACAUUUAAGCAAAGCAAUAAGAGACAAGCAGGUAGCAGACCCUUCACUCAAAAAGGUACAUAGUGCAUCUUUAGAAACACAGCAUUUUAUGGUGAUGUUUUUUAAUAGUUUUAAAUGUAAAGCCAUCGAGUGCAUAAUAUGUGAUGUGCAGUGGUGACCAAAGUUAUUAGUACACCUGACAGACAGGACAAAGGAUCAACACCAAAGUUAAAAACUGAGUGCUUAUGUUAAUGCUAAAUACGUAAAAUGUUCGUUAACAUACAUUAAAUAUGGUUAAUGUGGCUGCAUGCCCCUCUAUAUUACUACUGCUUUGGGUCUAUAUUUAAGACUAAUAUUGUUGUUUCCUUUUUUAGCUUUUUUUUCUGCUGUUCUGGUUUUGACAAGGAUAUUCACAGUGAAAUGGGUCUAACUGUUCCUCAUAAUAUAGAAAUGACCAAAAUUUCCUAAUUAGAAAUGAUAGUAUUCUACAAUUAAAGAUAUUUAGAGAGAUUUAAUUUAUUUUAGUUAAAGUAUUAACAUAAUGUCAGGUGAGCUAAUACAUUUUGCCACCACUGUUAUUGGUUUUUCUUUACAAGUUCUAAAUCAUGUGUUUUAAGUUAGUAAAGUAGGAGUUAAGUGGGAGAAUUGCUAGACCGGGUAACGCACGUCUGAGCAGGUCUGUAAAGUCUGUAUGAGAGUUGUUGAUUUUGAACAACCAUUUUAACUGUGGCUCAUUAUGUGUUUCAUGCAUGUAUGUUUCAAAACAUCUUAAACAAGAGACCACACUACACAGCACAGCCUUUUUAAAGUUGCACUAUGUAACUUUUCUGGUAAGCAUGUAAUACAUUCUAACCAGAAUCACCUAAUCUAAAUCCUGGCGUACUGCUGGAAAGUGAAGUAUUUAAAGUGAACUUCAAUUAAGUUUGACAUUUGCAUUGAGAGCUAAAAUAUGAUUAUUAUUUUUUUAAACAUUCCUUUUUUCCCAUGUGUUCCUGAACGAUGGGUUGCUAUAGAAACCUGCAUGGCAAAUGUUUCACGUUGUGCUCAGGAUAAAGAUAAACCAGCCAUUUCAAAACUUUUAAGGCCAGUUCUGUGAAAGACACAAAUCCGCAGCAUGUAUAUCUCUAAUAAAUAUUAACUAACCAUUGCUUUCCACGCUUCCAAGUUCAGUAAUCUGUAAAUUGUUAGGCACCAUUGUACCAUUCCUAACUGUGUUUUAUGUUUAAAUUAUAUUUUAAUUUAAGCCUCUGAAUGUUCCUGUAUUUAAAGUGUGAGAGAGAGCUAUUGUUGGUCAAAACCCACUUUAAGUGAUUCCACAUUUUACAUUUAUUCUAUUUUUCUUGCUGUAUCUAAGCUCUUAAAUCAACGUUGUCAUGCACCUGCACCAGUUUUCCAUUUUUACAUUCCAACAAAGCACUUUUCAUUCUUGAAUUCUCAGCUAAACUAUGCCGCUUGAGAAUUAGAAAGUAUUUCAUACAUCAGCUGAGUUCCUUUUAAAUGCCACAAAAACCUGUUUUUAGAGUCAUGACCGCACAAGGUUUAGAGGUUUUUGACAGCGUUCUGAAGUGCUCAUAUUGACGCAAGCAAAUUCCAUAUUGCUGGAAAAAAAUAUCACUUUUUUUAUUUGUUAUUGUUCAUUAUGUUAAUUUUUUAUCACUGUUGUCCAUUUCGCAAAUUCUUUUGACACCUGUAUACGUUAUAUAAAGUAUCUAUAUUAAAAGUUUUUAAACAUUCCAUA
This is a messenger RNA of Boleophthalmus pectinirostris (great blue-spotted mudskipper), 5038 nucleotides long. RefSeq names its product v-akt murine thymoma viral oncogene homolog 2 (gene akt2). The record is from RefSeq and is a predicted model, not a curated record. Gene Ontology annotation, molecular function: ATP binding; protein serine/threonine kinase activity. Gene Ontology annotation, biological process: protein phosphorylation. The coding region runs from base 451 to 1899 and encodes 482 amino acids. NCBI's taxonomy places the organism in Eukaryota, Metazoa, Chordata, Actinopteri, Gobiiformes, Gobiidae. The transcript is spliced from 14 exons.